Molecule: messenger RNA, 3414 nt
Organism: Drosophila arizonae
Lineage: Eukaryota; Metazoa; Arthropoda; Insecta; Diptera; Drosophilidae
Gene: Claspin
Product: claspin
Biological process (GO): activation of protein kinase activity; mitotic G2 DNA damage checkpoint signaling; mitotic DNA replication checkpoint signaling
Molecular function (GO): anaphase-promoting complex binding
Source: RefSeq, a predicted model, not a curated record
AGAAGAAGAGAACUUAAUGACAAAACAAAAGUCGAGGAAAAAGAUAUCAGCAAUAGUUGACUCUGACAGCGAAGAAGAUCCAGUUGCGGCAGACAAGGAUUCUGGGGCAACAGCAAGCACGGAAGAGGAGAAAACCAAUGAUGAGGAAGAAGACGAAGAACUAAAGUCUGAGCCUAAGCCUAAGAAGAAGAUAAGUGCAAUUAUUGACACAGACAGCGAAGAGGAUCAGCAGGAGGAGGAGGAGAGGAACGAACGCAGCAAGCAAAAUAAAAAGAACAGAAAAACAGAGAAGAAAAGGAAACAGCGACUGGAAAGCGGCGAUGAGUUGAGUGCUCUGUCGAGCGAUGGCAACCAAAGUGAGAAUGAAACAAGAAGUAAGCUUAAAGGCAUUGUUGAUUCAGAAUCCGAAUCGGAGCGCAGUAAUAAUGAGGAACCAAUGGAACAAGAGGACGCAAGUGAAGCGUCUGCAAGCAAACAACACAAAGCCAAGCCUAUGCGGGCCUCAGCUAAGAAGGCUUUAGAUGGGAUGCAGGCCAUACAAAGUGAGCAGCAAAGGCUGCACCGAGAGGCGCAUAUAAGUGUGCCCUACCAUCAACCCAAGCCACGCACCCUGAAAGAGUUUCUCAGCAGACGCACCAUCAACAAACCACUUGCAGUGGCUUUGGCCGGCGGAAGUCCCAUGCCGAGCAAGGAACCCAGGAGAUCAUUGGCGCUCCGUAUGAACGACGAGGAGCUGCAAGCAUAUGCCAAACUAAUGGAGGAACGCGCCAAGGAGGCAACCGAGUUCUUUAAAUCAGAAUCGGAGCACGAAGAUGAUGAUGAAGAUGGAGGCAAAGAUGUAGAUGCAAAUGCAGAUGUAGAUGAACCAAUGGACAUAAUUGAUAAACCGGAUCAAGUCGAUAUUGAGAUAGGUGACCAACUGGAGGAGAAGACAGUUGAAGUGGAGGAUCAUGUAGCUCUUCCAGAAAUUGAGCCAGUAGUUGAGAAUAUUGCAGCAGUCACUGAGGCUGAAACACUAGAAGAUAAUCAAGUUGUGCCUGAAAUGGUUUCACCUACUAAAACAAGACUGGUAACGGAGGUUGUGGAGUUGCCCAAGUUGGAUUUAAGCAAUUUGGACAUUACGCCGCCUUCGAAGCCCUCUACGCCACGCAUAAGUGAAGUCAUACGACGAAUAAAAAAUGAGAAAAGCAGCGAUAUUAGCCCUUCCUUAAAGGGCGAUGCCAACAUGGUCAUUGAUCUGGAAACGGGCGACAUGUUUGCCAAGAAGCCAACGGGAGUAGAUGAUUUGCUGCAGCGCCUAAUGAAAACACGGGAGGCCAAGAAGCACAAGACUACGGAGACAGUUAACAUUUUAUCCGCUGCACAUGGUAAGCUGGAGUUAUCGAAGGUGAGCAUACAUCUGCAUGAAGAGGAGCCAGUCAACAAGGAGCAGAAGCCAGGCGCAGCCUACCUUAAGAUGCAGGAUCAUCUCAAGACAUUGAUAACCAAUAAACGAAUGGAAGAGCUACGCAAGAAGCAAGCUGAGGAAAUGGAAAAUUCAAUUGAUGAAGCUGAUGAGGAUGAGGACAUGGAUGUAGAUGAGGCUGAAGAAUAUGAACCAGACGCAAAGCCCAACAAAAGUGAACUGAUUAUUAAUGAUGAUGAGGAAAUUGUUGAAGCAGAUAAUGCAGAAGACGUUGAAGAUGGAGAGGACGAAGAUGUGGAAGUUGACGCUGGUGAAGCAGAAGCAGAAGCAGACUUGGAAGCAGAUUCGGGAACAGAGGCACCAGAGCAAGAGGAAACUAGCAGCAGCGACAGCGAACCAGAAGAAGAGACUCAAACGAGCAAGCGAAAAAAUCGUAUUAUACGCGCAUUCGAGGACGACAACUCCGAUGAGGAUGAUGUGGAUUUGCUGCAGACGCCCAAGCCAAGCAAUGUGCCGCCUGUGGCUGCCGACGAACUACAGUUAUCUGCCCACAAGCUGUUCGACACGGAAAUUCAACGUUCGGCUAGCGACGAAGAGAACGAACUACUAGGGCUGUGCUCUGGAAGAUUCACGCAAUCGGAAAUCUCAUCGGCAGCACCGACGGUCGGAGCACUCAUUAGUCAAAUUCCCGUAACACAAACACCAGCAAACACACAGCCCGAAGAAUUGGAGGCGCUAUGCUCAGGCACUUUUGAAACUCAGCCGGCACCAGAGAGCAAUAAAAUACUCUCCAGCGAUGAAGAGGCAAAGCAACCAUUGGAAACUGAUAAACCGCGACAGAAAAAAUUGACCAAGAGGAGGCAAAAGAAGAAGGCAAAAUUGGGAUUCUCUGAUGACGAAGAAAGCGAUGAUGAUUCAGAUAAUAAUGUGGAAGAGGAACCGGAUCAAGAAGAGUGCGAGGUAGAAGAGUCAGAAGAAGUACCGGAGACAUUCGUCGACUAUGACUCCGAAGAGAAUGAAAUCGUGGUCGAAAUGACAAAGAAAGAUCGGAAAUUACGCGCAUCGAACUUUGUGGAGAAUGAAGCUGAAUUAUCUGAGUCAGAAUGGGGCUCGGCUGAUGAGGAUGAAAAGAAUAUGGACUGUUAUGACAUAGAGCUUGGUGACGAGGAUCAGUUUGAUAGGGAAAAACUCCGCAACGAACUGGGACAGAUUCACGCACGCAAAAUGCUUGAUCAGGACAUAAGAGAGGUGCGCAAGAUAAAGGAAAUGCUCUUUGAGGAUGAGGAGGGUGCAGUGCGUCAGCGGCAGUUCCGUUGGAAGAACGCAGAUAACGGCCUUGGCUUUAGCUUGGAUGAUCCCCGCAACCAAAACGGCGAUGCUGAAGCCAACGAAGGCAGCGGGGAUGAAGAGAACGAACAUUUGUGGCGCAAGAUUCGCUACGAGAGAGAGCAGCUCUUACUUGAGAAGGGACUUAAAGAGGCAACAGUAGGCAGCGGGUCACCCCUCUCACCGGCUGUGACUAACAGCAACACAACUAUACGAAAGCUAACCAUAAUCACAGCUAAGAAAACCACAGUGGAGGCAAAAAAGAGCUCGCCAUUYUUGAUCUCAAAGACCUCCCAGCAGCAGCAGCAACAGCAGCGAGCGGUGCGUGGUUCCUUUCUGGUGCGGGACAAAGAGACACUCAGCAAGCUAGCUGGCUUGACCAAAGGCUCAGCUGGUGAUCUGGAUGGAGCAGCUGGCACUGUUUCCGUCAAGUCAGCCAAAGCUAAAAACUUUGUGUUUGCCACGCUAACUGAGGAGGAGCAUGAGAAUCAAAAGCGAAAGGCGGCCGAUUUGCUAAACAGCAGCAGUGAGACGGGCAUUAAUUUUAUGAAAAAGCCGAGACUGGAGCCUCGCCGGGAGAAGUGCCUUAUCGAUCAGCUGCUUUAAGUUUUAGUUAGCUUUUAAUUAGCUCUAAUUAUUAAAAAAUACAAAUUAAAGAAAACAUAUUUUUAAAUAUUGAGUGC